Messenger RNA from Physcomitrium patens, 1326 nucleotides. Its product is annotated as cytoplasmic tRNA 2-thiolation protein 1. NCBI's taxonomy places the organism in Eukaryota, Viridiplantae, Streptophyta, Bryopsida, Funariales, Funariaceae. Gene Ontology annotation, molecular function: tRNA binding. Gene Ontology annotation, cellular component: mitochondrion; cytosolic tRNA wobble base thiouridylase complex. The record is from RefSeq and is a predicted model, not a curated record. Gene Ontology annotation, biological process: tRNA wobble position uridine thiolation.
AAAGUUCGGCUCCUCUUGUCGCCAAUUCUUCCAUUGUAUUGCAUCAACGCCGUGCGACUUAGCUUUCAAUGUUUGAGAUUACCCGGCGCAAGCUCAAGGCCUUGCUUCGCCGAGUUUUUGUGUUUGUUUAGGGUGCGAGACUGUCUUUCUCGGGGAGGAAUUGCAUGCAUUGCUCUUGAAGAGAUGGUUCGGCACUGUGAGCUUUGCAAGGCAAAGCGUGCUGCCCUGGUCCGGCCCAGAAACCGACAACAGGUUUGUAAAGACUGCUUCUACACUGCUUUUGAGGAGGAGAUCCAUCAAACUAUUGUCGACAACAAACUUUUUAAUCGGGGUGACCGCGUUGCUGUCGCUGCUUCUGGUGGUAAAGAUUCAACAGUGUUAGCACAUGUUUUAACAUUACUGAAUAAGAGACACGACUACGGCCUGGACUUGUUUUUACUAUCGAUUGAUGAAGGUAUUGCUGGAUACAGGGACGACUCCCUUGAGACUGUAAAGCGGAACGAAACACAGUAUGGAAUUCCUUUGGAGGUCGUUUCAUACAAGACACUGUAUAAUUGGACUAUGGAUGAAAUAGUCAAAGAAAUUGGGCUGAAGAACAACUGUACAUUCUGUGGUGUAUUUCGCCGCCAGGCUUUGGAUAGAGGGGCUGCUAAGAUGAAAGCUGUCAAGAUGGCUACUGGUCACAAUGCUGAUGAUGUUGCUGAGACCAUCUUGCUCAACAUUGUUCGUGGUGACAUUGCUAGAUUAGCGAGAUGUACUUCGAUUAUAACUGGAGAAGAAGGUGCUUUGCCACGUUGCAAGCCCUUUAAAUAUACGUACGAGAAGGAGAUUGUAAUGUACGCAUAUUUCAAGAAGCUGGAUUAUUUUUCUACUGAAUGCACUUAUUCUCCAAAUGCUUAUCGAGGGUUCGCACGUGAGUUCAUUAAAGAUCUCGAAGCUAUCAGGCCGCAAGCAAUUCUUGACAUCAUAAGUUCUGGAGAAAGAUUUAGGAUAGAUUCUACGGCUAAGAUGCCAGAACAGGGCUUGUGUGAAAGAUGCGGAUACAUUUCAAGCCAGAAAUGGUGCAAGGCUUGUGUUCUGCUUGAUGGUCUAAAUCGUGGAUUGCCCAAGUUGGGCAUUACUCGAACACGAGGCAAGGGCUUGGCAAAUGGUGUUGAAAAUGCUAGUGGUGGUGGUAAACUAGCUUCCAAGGAUGACCGAAGUCCUUCGAAGGCUAACAUUGACUUUUAAAGUUUUUAGAUAGUUAUCAGAAAUUGAGGAAAAUAUCACAUUUAGGCAAUCUUCUUUACACUGGCAUUUGUAAACUUUUGCUCACACUCAAUUGCA